CAUGAACCUUUUUUUUUUUUUUUUUUUUUUUUUUUUUUGUGUUUGUUACCAAAAAUUAGUGAAUAGACACGAACCCAUUCAUUUCCUUAAUUAAAAACACGAAAAGAAAAUUUCAAUUGGUAAAUGUUUGUGAACAAUUCAUGAACACCUUUAUUUCCUUAACAACGAACAAAAAUGGCUUAAAGAUGUUAAAUGAUACUUUCUUUAUUGGCUUCGUCUUUAAUUUGCAGCCUUAAGUAAUUGAACUGAACGUGAAAACAUUUAAACAUUUAUCUCGUUCGGUAAGUGUUUGUGUACCUUCAGUUAAUUUGCAUCCCUACUUAAUAGGCUUCAUUUUUUUGUUCAUGGUUUACAAGUGUAAUAUCUGGUCUACUGUACUUAAAUUGUCCGUUUUAUCAACUAAUCACGUAUUUGUUUUUUGUUGCCUAAAUGGAGACUUCCCAAGAAGUCUCCUCUCUUGUUAUUAAUUCCACCUGGACAUGCUUAGUUGUAGAGUUCUUCUCUGAUCUACUCUGAUCCACUAACAAUAAGCUCAAAAUGCAUUGGUGAUUUUAAUGGGGAUGUGUAUUUGCCUCACUCACUCAUUACCUUUUCCUGUCUCCCUCACUCGCAACCAUUUAAAAAAAAAUAUUAAAAAUGAAUAUCAUUACUAAUUGAAUAGAGAUGGGUAUGAGGAAUUUAAGAGGGGGAUAAAUGUGUAGUUUAGUUAAAUUAUAUGGAUGAAGCUGAGAAUUCUAAUCUAAAUGCUAUGUUUUUCGUUAUGAAUAUGAUACUUUAAAUAUAAGUGUAGUUACGGAAGAGAUAGUUGAACACAAAACCUUGCAACCCAUUGAGCAGUAAGCAAAGGAUGAGUUGAUGCUUUGACCGCAAACCAAGCAUUUACCCCGUGAACCACCUCUGAUUGGGAUUGGGAUUUGCCGCCUCUGGCGUAGUAAUACAACUCUCUCACUGUUAGUUGUGUACGACUAGCAAUUAACAAAAUAAAACAAUGCCUGUGCGUUUAUACAAGGAUAUCAAGAGUCUUAUACUGUUUUUUUAUCAGGUAUAAUCAUAUUUCAAAAGCACCCAAUGUGAAGAAAUUCUUUUUGUUUGUUUUUUAAAUUUGUUUAUUUGUUGAAUUUCUACGCAUUACAAAACAUCAUCCACAUUAGUCACAUAUAACCAGGGUAUUAAACCUUCGGACAGUAGAAAAUAUCACAUUUUAUGUUAGAAACUAGGGGAAGGUUCAUUAACACUAAAAAAGUGGGGAACCGACUCAAACGAACUCCGAUUGGACUCAUUCCAGCGGCGUUGGAACCGGCUCGUCGAACCUUAACUAAGAUCUCUUAACCCUAAACCCUAAAUCCUAACUCCUAAUUGUGGACCGUCAGAUGUAAUUGUUGAUCAACGGUUGGAUGAGGCUUCCAUGGGUUCUGCGCAUGUGGACCAAACAGGAAAUGAUCUGAAUAUUUUAAUUAGCCCAUGUAAUGAUACUGGGCCUUGUUCUAAUGUCAGCCCAAUCACUGAUGCAAUUGAAUCUUCGGCUAAUGUUAGUAGUCUGCAGUUUGGUGGGCCUGUUAUAAAUAAUGAUGGAGAUAUUAUUGGAUCUGGGCCCAGUUCGGAAAAUAUUAAUGAUCCAAGGCCAGAUGUUGCUGUAGCAGAGCCGGCUGUUCAAGCCAAGGCUCAAAAGAAGGUGACGUUUGCGGAUAUAGUGCAAGGUUCGGCCCAAAAACUUUCUCGUAUUAUGAAGUUUGGACAAUUUGAAACUGUUAUUCAUUUUAAGGAAGAUGUACCGGAAAUUGAUCCUCUUAGGGGAACUAAAUAUUGGAAUCAUGAAUUGUUUCAAAAGUUGCUUAGAGGGGAUGAUGUUGUUGUUGAUGGGGAAACACGUUUGGCGUAUGAAGGUCCUAAGCGUAAUGCAGAAGGAGUUUUUGAGGUAAACAUUGAGGGACAUUUUAUGAAAAAGUCGUACACAUCUGAUGUGUUUCAACUUUAUGGAUACUUUAUUGGGGCCGUUAUGCCUUUUCGGGUUGUGAAAGAGAAUUUAAUUAAGAUGUGGCAUAAGUAUGGGCUUAAGUCGAUAAAUAUGAAUAGAAAUGGAUAUUUCUUUUUUAAAUUUGAUCAUGAAGAUGGGAUGCUACAAGUUCUUGAAAGAAACCCGUGGUUGGUGGAUAAUGUUCCGCUUGUAUUACAAAUUUGGGAUCCGAAUGUUGUUUUGUGUAAACCGAACCCGAAAACGGUUCCAAUUUGGGUGGCAAUAAAAGACUUACCGCUUAGUUUGUGGAAUGGAGGAAAUAUAGGACAAAUUGUGAGUUGUGUUGGGUUGGGAAACCACUAAUACUUGAUCAAGCCACGUUUAAAAGGUGUGAAACUAAAGAAGGGCCGUUAAACUUUGCUCGGAUUCUAGUGGAUGCAAAUGCUUCAAAUGGUCUUCCUGACAAAGUUAAAAUUAAUCUUCCUAAACGUGAUGGAAUCCCGGGUAAGUCUUAUUUUCUUGAUUUGUCAUAUAAAUGGAAACCUCCUUGUUGUGCUUUAUGUGAAGUAUUUGGACACUCAUAUGAUAAAUGUGGGUUGAAUAUGGAUGCUGUUCAAAAGAAAGAAUUGGAUAAAAAUAAAAAGAAUGGUGGUGCUGAAUUGGUCUCGGCCCAAAAUGAUAUUUUUGUGGAGGUUGUAAAAAAAGUCAAAGGCUCAAAACAAAGGGAAAACCCCGAUUUGGCAGGCCCAAAAAAACAAAAACUGGGCCCAUUAUUUCAGAACCUGGCCCAUCACGUCAGGUUGGGCUGAAUUCUGGUCAAACUCAACUGCGUGUUAUGGGCUCAAAUGAAGGUAACGAUCAAAAGAAGCCCGGCGAUAAGGCUGCUGGGCUUCAUAACAGUGCUGAACUGGGCUCGGUUGAUGUUGGGCUUGUUGAAUUUCCUCCUUUAAGGGCUGCUGGACCCCAAAACAGACUUGUGGGCUCAGAUAAAAUUGUAACAGGCCCUUUGAAGGCUGCUAACAGCCCAGAUGUUGGUUUGGUGAAUCCAAGUAUGCAUGAUCAGUUAUUAAAAUAUGAUGGGCCGAUUUUAGAAACUCUUAUGGGCCAAACAGUGAAGUCCAAAGGAAGUGGAUAUUUUGAUGUAUCAAAACAAGCUUUUGGGCCUGGGCCUAGCUCAAAUAUUAGCACAAAAAACAGUUUUGGAAAGUUAAGAGACGAAGAGGAGUGUUAUGACACGGAUCUUGGGAUGUGGGAACAUGAAAUCGAGGCGGUUAAAAAGUUUGUGGAAACUAGCACCCGCCCGAAGAUUGAAGAUUAUAAUGUUUGGUCCGAAAAUAUGAGAAAAUACUAUGAUAGCUUGACAAAACUAAAUAAUGCUUUCCGCUUCCGCAACACUCACACGGAUCAUCAUCUACCCAAUUCAUAUUGAAAGAUGGUACCUGCAAAACAUGUACCGGCACAAUAAACUCGACCACCCGACGUAAAAUCACAAAUGUACAACAAAAAGGAAAGAAAAUAAACUAAACUAAAAUCGAACAAGUA
Molecule: messenger RNA, 3496 nt
Organism: Helianthus annuus (common sunflower)
Lineage: Eukaryota; Viridiplantae; Streptophyta; Magnoliopsida; Asterales; Asteraceae
Exons: 2
Coding region: 1406-2317 (303 amino acids)
Source: RefSeq, a predicted model, not a curated record